Oryzias melastigma (Indian medaka) is the source of this 4126-nucleotide messenger RNA. RefSeq names its product WD repeat-containing protein 37. Lineage: Eukaryota; Metazoa; Chordata; Actinopteri; Beloniformes; Adrianichthyidae. Gene Ontology annotation, molecular function: protein binding. Bases 214 to 1737 code for a protein of 507 amino acids. The record is from RefSeq and is a predicted model, not a curated record. Gene Ontology annotation, cellular component: preribosome, large subunit precursor. The transcript has 15 exons.
CUUUUAUUGCGAAAAUCCUCAGACCGGAAUUGGCUUCGUUAUGUUUGCUGAGGCUCCAUCAGUGCUCCGAUCGCGGGUUUCAGGCUAAAAUUGUGCACCUCUAUCGCCCCACUGAAGAUAAUGGUAGCUGGGGAAACUUUAAACACGGCACCCUGGAACAAAAGCCCAUGUUUGUAGAGUUUCUGACUGUUUCCAUCAGCGUCGCACGGGGGGAUGCCGAUGGAGAGUGGGAGCAGCUCUGCUGCCCGCCAGACGAAGCAGAAGAGGAAGUCUCACAGUCUGUCCAUCCGCAGGACCAACAGCACCGACCAGGACCGGAUGGGCCUGCAGAGAGACAUGCUGGAGGGGCAGUCCUCUGAAACUCUGGAAUCCGUUUCACGCAUGGAGGACUCCAAACUGCCUCUGUCACUGCGGAGCAAUCUGCUGGAACUGUUCAGUCAGAUCGAGAGGGAGUUUGAAAACCUCUACUUAGAAAACAUUGAAUUACGGAGGGAAAUCGACACGCUAAAUGAGCGUUUAGCUGCAGAGGGACACACAUUUGAUGGGGCAGAUUUAGCCAAAGGAGCUCUUAAAACCAAAGCAAGUCAUAGUACCAGUCAGCUGUCACAAAAACUGAAAACCACCUACAAGGCUUCCACAAGCAAGAUUGUGUCCAGUUUCAAAGCAACCGCAGCCAGAGCGGUUUGCCAGUUGGUUAAGGAGUAUGUCGGUCACAGGGACGGCAUCUGGGACCUUGGCAUCACCAGGAACCAACCUGUGGUGCUCGGGACUGCAUCUGCGGACCACACUGCCAUGCUGUGGAGCAUCGAGACAGGAAAGUGCCUCCUGAAGUAUAUGGGCCAUCAAGGAUCAGUCAAUUCUAUCAAGUUCCACCCUAAUGAGCAGAUGGCUCUAACAGCCUCUGGAGAUCAGACAGCCCACAUCUGGAGGUACAUGGUGCAGCUGCCAACUCCCCAGCCUGUGGCGGAUGUCAGUCAGACACCUUGUGAAGACGACGUGGACUUCUCAGAUAAAGACGAGGCCGACGGCGAGGUAGAGGGGCCAAUCGACUGCCCGUCCAUCCGUGUGGCGACCACGAUGCUGCGCAGCCAUCAAGGGGUGGUGAUUGCUGCAGACUGGCUGGUUGGGGGCAAACAGGUUGUGACAGCUUCCUGGGACCGAUCUGCUAACCUGUAUGACGUGGAAACCUCAGAGCUGGUUCACUCGCUGACGGGUCAUGACCAGGAGCUGACCCACUGCUGCACACACCCCACCCAGCGCCUGGUGGUCACCUCAUCCAGAGACACCACCUUUAGACUGUGGGACUUCAGAGACCCGUCCAUCCACUCGGUCAACGUGUUCCAGGGACACACAGACACAGUGACAUCUGCUGUCUUCACUGUGGGAGAUAACGUGGUGUCUGGCAGCGACGAUCGAACUGUCAAAGUGUGGGACCUUAAAAACAUGAGAUCUCCCAUGGCAACCAUCCGCACCGACUCCGCUGUCAACAGGAUCAGCGUGUCAGUGAGCCAGAAAAUCAUCGCUCUUCCUCAUGACAAUCGGCAGGUCCGGCUGUUCGACAUGUCCGGGGUCCGACUGGCUCGACUCCCCAGAACCAACAGACAGGGUCACCGUCGUAUGGUUUGCUGCUCCACCUGGAGUGAAGACAACAGCACCUGCAACCUGUUCACCUGCGGCUUUGACCGGCAGGCCAUUGGCUGGAACAUCAACAUCCCCUCCCUGCUGCAGGAGAAAUGAGCUCUUCUUGAUUCUGUCACCUCGCAGUGAAGCUCCACCCACAGUCUGUGUUUGUGUCAGGCACCUCGGACGGUUUCAUGUAGAAGAACAAACGGUUUCUUUUGAGCCCACAGAGGAGAUGUUUGUCUCACUCCAUGCUCCCUAAAAAAUAACCCGGUCCAAAGUCUAGAGGACUUCUGCCCUCUGGCCAUCACAUCUGUCCCUCGCUGAAUCCCAGCUGCCAUUUAAAAAAUAUAUUUCUAGUUCUGUGUCUAAAAGACAAACAAACCUUCAUUCCAAUCGUUGAAAAAAAGCACAACAAAGUCCAAAAAAGAAAAGUAUUGCAGGAGGUUUCAGCUGAAGCUUUAGGCAGACCUUAGAUGUGUCAGCAACAACUCUGAUAGCAGUGUGCUGCUUUAAAGGAACGUGACUCCAUGAUCUUCUGGAAGAGAACUCCUGCUCGACUUGAAAUCUCUUUGUUGGUUGUUGAGUCUGCAGAAGCUCUGGUGUCUUUAAAACCAUGAAUGUUACGUUUUUAUUUUUUAAAGGAAGAUGUCUGCAGGGCUGGGGGAAUAAAAUAAAUAAAAACAUUGCUUGGUGUUACUGCAAAAAAUAAAUAAAUAAAUAAAAAAUAAAAUAAAAUAAAAAAUCUGUGUUUUAGUUAGUGCAACAUCUGUGAACCAUUUAACACAUUUUCCCCAUAAACACCAAAAAGAGAAUGUAUUUAAACCUGACUUGUCUCUUGAUGAAAAUAAAUAGGUCUUUCAGUCACUUUUCUUUGCAAAGAAAAUAUGGAGGAAGUGGCAGAAAACCUGAAAGGUUUUAUUUAAUUCUCAGUUCGAGCUGAAACCUUAAAAGCUUGUGCAACUUUAGCUUUUCAAAGUAAAAGAGCUUUGUUAAGCUGCUGAAUUAUGAUAAAAAUGUUUAGUUUAUGGAAAAAUCCUGUUAGCUGCUAAAAAAAAUGGCCACAAUAAACCUAAAAAAAUAGUUGAAAAUAUAAAUAUUGAAAAAAUUGAGUUUAAAAAAAUGCAUUUUACUAAUAAACUUGUUGAAUGAAGUGCAAAACAUCAGAAUAUUGCGAGUGCGCUACAUUAUUUGUUCAAAACAGUGUUAACCUAAAAAAAUCUGCUUAAAGAGCAAAAAACCUGCAAAUUGCAAAAUAAUUUCUAAAUGCUGAGACAAUAAACUGAACAACAAAUUUGUAAGAAACUAAAACAUGUCACAAAAGGCAAGAAAAAAAAAUAAAUUGUCUUAAACUGUAAGUAAGCCAGUGGCUUUAAGAUAUUCUUAGAACAGAAAUGCUAAAUUUAAAAUGUUCACUUUAAAUGUUAAAUAGAAUUUCAGAAAAAGGUUUAGACGGACUUGAUGCUUUCUCCAUCCCUACGAUAAAAGUUUAGGACAUUGACAAUGUUGGUGUUGAGAUUUCAUGAAACUAAAGUACUAGUAAUUCAGCUGACAAUGAUGUUUAUAAAUGCAGAUGAAUUUCAUGUAUUAUUAACCAAAUAGGAUUUAGGUCAACAAAAGGGACUGACUUAAAGACAGAGUCCAGUUUCCCUCAGAUGCUCCUGCUGUUAUUCCAACACAACUUUACUGUUUGUAUUUUGUCACCUUUCAUGGUUGAAGUGUUUUCAGGAUUCUCUUUUAUUUGGUACUGAAGUCAGAUUUUUGUGCAGCCAAACGAUGCGUUCACUGUUACCUGUUCUUUGAAGCUUUCAGCCAAAGCUGCGUUUAAGGGAGAAGCCCAUAUUGUAAUGUGUUGGUGUGAAACAGUUGUAAUCCGAUCAAAGUGUGUGCGCUUUGAUGAAUGCGAUGGCUGCAUUAAUGGGGCGGUUGAAGCUGCAGUCAAACCUCAUUCACAGCGAUUGAAGUUCAGACCUUGAGUGUUUUCCUUCAGUGGAGAUAUCUGCUCGCUUUUGUGGACACACUCAGCUUUUGUGUUUUGUGCAUUUGCUCAUUCUUCACUGCUGCCUUUUGCAGCUUAGAGAAAUAAAUGUCUUUAACAAAACAAAACCAUUCAAAUAUAUUUUUUUUUUCGUCAAAGGUCAUUGGACUACACAAAUAUUAGAAAAAAAUAAGUCUUUUAAAAGUGUAAGUUUGGAAUGAAAUACACUAAUUUGAGAACAAUGAGUGCAAUUUAUUGCAUCUUAACUGAUGUGAGAUCAUCAGUUUUUUAUUUGAUGUAGAACUGAGCUGAUCCUUCAUGGCUUGGAAUGAUGGAAGUGCAUAGCUCUUCUCUUCUGUCUGAACUGAUCAUUUAUCUGCUUUUUUGUUCACAGCGUGGAUGACUCAUGAAUGGACGUCUCUCACCACAUUUCUCUGCAUCAUGUAUAAAAAAGGGAGGUAACUUGUACAGGGAUAUGUGUAUUUGACUACCACAAAAACUGAGUAAAAGUGUUUUUUUUAGAACUCA